AUGUCUCAGACAAUGGAAAAUAUUGCCUUCAUAGGGCUGGGUGCCAUGGGGUACGGGAUGGCCAGGAACAUCCGCAAGCGAAUGCCGCCAACAGCAACGCUGUACAUCUACGACGUGUCGAAGAGUGUCUGCGAGCGUUUCUGUAUGGAGCUGCGAGGUAUCGGGCACUCGGUCGCUGUCAAUUCGCCUCGGGAGGCGGCAGAGGCAUCACACACCGUGAUUUCCAUUGUCCCAGGAGUAAAGGAAGUGCGGCAGGUGUAUCUUGAUGCAGAGACAGGAAUCAUUACUGCUGGGAGGAACCCCAGCCGGCUCAUUCUUGAGUGCAGCACCAUCGAUUCGCAGGGGAGUCGCGAUGUCGCUGAGCAGUUGCAGCUGGCAGGGGCGGGGACGUACAUUGACACCCCUGUUUCGGGCGGAGUUCCGGCAGCAAACCAAGGAACACUGUCGUUCCUCAUCGGCCACAGUAAACCGUCAAGUACAGACCCUGUCGCGCAACGGCUGGAGGCAGUAGUAUCGAUGAUGGGCGAUCCGCAAAAGCUGUUCUAUUGUAAUGCGAUCGGUGCAGGACUGGCGGCCAAGAUCAGUAACAAUUAUCUUUCGUGCUCAAUCCUUCUAGCAGUGGCCGAGGCCAUGGCUAUUGGCGUCCGCUCUGGCGUUGACCCGAAGCUCUUGCAUGAGAUUAUCCACAAUUCGACCGGGCAGACAUUCAUGGCAGACAAUGUUCAGCCAGUUCCCGGGGUUGUGCCACAUGCGCCCAGCAGUAACAACUACAGACUGGGAUUCAAGACGCAGAUGAUGAUCAAGGAUUUGUCGUUGAGUGUGCAGGCUGGCUAUGCAACCGGCAUCCAUCCUACUGUCGCAGAGGCAGCUCUUCGCGUGUACGAAAAGGCCGCGGUCGAUCCACAAUGCAUUGACCGGGAUGGAUCGUCGGUUUAUCUUCAUCUUACAAGCCCUUCCAAAGAGCCUGCAGAGUAG
This is a messenger RNA of Aspergillus versicolor CBS 583.65, 975 nucleotides long. RefSeq names its product NAD(P)-dependent oxidoreductase. The record is from RefSeq and is a predicted model, not a curated record. Gene Ontology annotation, biological process: L-valine catabolic process. Gene Ontology annotation, molecular function: NAD binding; NADP binding; 3-hydroxyisobutyrate dehydrogenase activity. Gene Ontology annotation, cellular component: mitochondrion. Bases 1 to 975 code for a protein of 324 amino acids. The transcript is spliced from 4 exons. Lineage: Eukaryota; Fungi; Ascomycota; Eurotiomycetes; Eurotiales; Aspergillaceae.